This is a messenger RNA of Daphnia pulex (common water flea), 2415 nucleotides long. RefSeq names its product neuropeptide CCHamide-1 receptor-like. Gene Ontology annotation, biological process: G protein-coupled receptor signaling pathway. Gene Ontology annotation, molecular function: neuropeptide Y receptor activity. Bases 553 to 2121 code for a protein of 522 amino acids. Gene Ontology annotation, cellular component: membrane. The transcript has 7 exons. Lineage: Eukaryota; Metazoa; Arthropoda; Branchiopoda; Diplostraca; Daphniidae. The record is from RefSeq and is a predicted model, not a curated record.
UCGAAUAGACGUACAAAGCAUCUUACCCGGACGUCGCAAGUGUUAUUGCGUUACUAUAAAAAGCUGAAACUGUCGAAAUUCGCCGAAGUUGUUGUUACAACUUUUGAAAUGCGCGCGUCAAAGUAGGGACAUCUUUUCGUCGACUUCUGCCUCGGUUUCUCAAAUUGGAAUUACGUAAAAGAAUAGAUUCAUUCUGACCCCGGUUCAACACUCGGACAGCUCAUCUUUCUUCUUUUAUGGGCACUCUCCAUCAUCGACGCAAUAAAGGUGGACAGGGUCAUCGCAAUCUCGUGAUAGGAAACUGCCAAGAAACGAGAAAGAAAUCACAAAAACAGAAAAUAGAUAGUUUCCAAGAAAUGACAAAAGCUAUAUAGCGAUAAUAUCCUUGUCGAGAUGUGAUUGGAUCGAGGACCCGUGGGAAUCCAAAUAAAUACAUACAGCCGUUCACGCUGUCGGCCGUUCUUUAUAGGAUUCACAACACAACCCAAAAAAUUCAGCGGAUGUGUUGGACAUAUUACAGACCUGUCAGAGACUUCAAAUGAUUUCAACUUCAUGUUACAUGUUCCAAUUUAUUUAGAAGCUCUUUUUGGAAGCCCAAAUAAGAAAGAGGACAUCAAAAGCUCAGCUAUGAUGUUCCCGCGUGAAAUAUCGAACGAAUCAACGGUAGUGACUUCUCAUUACCAACGGCUGGAACAGGACAGCAGAGAGCUGGACAAUGAGCAGCCGGACGAUUACAUCCCUUACGACCAGCGUUUGGAGCCGUACAUUGUUCCAGUUCUCUUCGGCCUCAUCUUUCUGUUGGGCGUCAUCGGCAACGGUUGCCUCAUUUCCAUACUUUGUUGUCAGAAAUCCAUGCGCAACCUGCCCAACAUGUUCAUCUUCAAUCUGGCCCUCGGCGACCUUCUCGUCCUACUGUUUACCGUUCCGUUUACUUCAACAGUCUACACGUUCGACUCGUGGCCCUACGGAGAGUUGGUCUGCAAAGCUUCCGAAUUCGCCAAGGACACGUCAGUUGGCGUUUCCGUUUUCACGCUAACGGCCCUCAGCUUUGAUCGAUACACGGCCAUCGUGCAACCAGUUCAAUCAUUUGUUAGCGGCCCCAAAUCAAAACAGUCUUGCAUCAUCGUCAGUCUUGUCGCCAUCUGGUUGGCAUCGCUCGGCUUGGCCUUGCCGGCCGCCAUCUUUUCGCAUUUGAUGAAACUGAGCGGAGAAAAGAUUCCGGAAGCCGAACGGAUGUGGGACGCUAACGGGACGAUAAUGGGCCCGACCCAUCGAGAAAUUCUCGUUUGUUAUCCUUUCCCCCAAGAAUUCGGCACCGUCUACCCCAAAAUUAUCGUUCUGGGUCGUUUUCUCAUUCACUACUGUCUACCUCUCCUCAUCAUUGGAACAUUUUAUGCCAUCAUGGCCCAUCAUCUCCUUCGAAGCGUUCAGAUUAUUCCCGGGCAUGCCACUGUGAGAACUCCUUCAUCCAAACGACAGCAUAGACAACCCCCAUCAGAUACGUCGGCAUCUAAUAAUGCCAACGAGCCCGUCCUUUUACUCCAGUUGCCGCAGCCCAACAAGAAUCGCAAAUCACGUCGCAAAGUAGCCAAGAUGGUGCAGUAUUUUGUGGUGUUGUUCGCCAUCUGCUUUCUACCCAUGCACGUCUUCUUCCUGUGGUUCCACUUUGACGCCAACUCGCAAAACGACUACAACAAUUUCUGGAACGCGUUCAGGAUUUUCGGCUUCGUCUUGGCCUACAUCAACUCGUGCAUCAAUCCCAUAGCCCUCUACUUCCUCAGCACCAAUUUCCGCAAACAUUUCAACCGGCUAUUAUUUUGCGGUUGGGCGCGAAAGGGCAGCAUAAGCUCGGAAAGAAUCAGGAGCCGAUCAGAACGUCACGGAGUCAAUAACUAUCCACUCAAAGAGUUUCGCGAAGAGCAUCCGCCGCUAGCGUCAGAGCGGAUGACGCCAUCCGCCUGUUGCAAUCAGCAAACGACUUGUCAUCACGGGCUAGGAGGCCAGCAGAACGUCACUCACCAUCCCAGCGUUCACAACGGAAACACGAAGCCAACGGGGCAUUGCGUGUACAUCCGUGGGCAGCCAGAAGGAUCCGCAUCGCAAAUACCUAGCAGGCCAUAAACUCAUUACGUCUGCUGAUGAUCUAAUCACUAUAGUGCAUUCAGAUUUAAAAAUUCGGCUUCCUACGGUACGUGAGCAACAGUGUAAGAUAUUAAAUUCGACUGAAAGAUUGAACCGUCAAAAUAAUCCCUCAAUGUCUCAAGACCAAAUAAUUGGUUUUAUAUGUAUCUCACGUAUCCCGACAUGCGGAUGUUAUAGCUUUGAACUCUGCAUGAAUACGUUUCUGAUUUAUUCUAACAAGAGUUACCGCUAUAAGUUUUGGAGUCUUCAAAGAAAAAGUUGCUGGCCUAAUUU